This is a messenger RNA of Acinonyx jubatus (cheetah), 13737 nucleotides long. RefSeq names its product radial spoke head component 4A (gene RSPH4A). Lineage: Eukaryota; Metazoa; Chordata; Mammalia; Carnivora; Felidae. Gene Ontology annotation, biological process: cilium movement involved in cell motility; cilium assembly; axoneme assembly. The transcript is spliced from 7 exons. Gene Ontology annotation, cellular component: radial spoke; axoneme. The record is from RefSeq and is a predicted model, not a curated record. The coding region runs from base 192 to 2354 and encodes 720 amino acids.
UGUGCAUUGUUUCUCUUAGAGGAGAAACCCUUCCUUGCCUGGGUUGCUAAGGAGAUGGGACGCUGUAACUUGCUGAGCAGUUGGGACCCUGAAAUCCUUUAACUGACCUCAGCAAAGCGACUGCCCUGCGUUGCCUCUUUCCAUAUCUGCACUCCUCCUUCAUCCAGAAUUUUUUUUUCUUGACUCUUUCCAUGGAAGACUCGACGUCCCCGAAGCGAGAAAAAGCAAACCAAGAUCCGAGGGAAGCAGGGCAGCCAUGGGAAGAAGUAACAGCAGCUUCUUCCCAAGGUCUUGAGUCUGGGUUAUCUGAGCCCUUGGAAUUGGAGCAGGGGCUGGAAACUGGACCCCAACCCAGAAGCCCUCCUCAGAGCCCACAGUCCAGAGCCAGCAUCCCUCUGGAUGACCUCACAGGACCAGGUGCAUCAUAUCCACCUUCCCCUCCACAGGAGGCCUCUUACACUCCUUCUCCCCCGGCUCUGGCCAGACAAGACCUUGCAGUGCCAUGGCCGUCAGACAAAACCACUAGUGUGAAUCCCGAAGCUGGGACACCUCACUUCCACCAUUUGGAACAAUCGUCUGAUAAAGGAGAAUCGACUGCUUCUCACACAUUCCAAUCAGAGGGAAGCACCUUCCGACAGUCUCAGCAAACCAAACAUCACCUGUAUGGACCAGAGGAUGUGAACUAUAACAACUCUAAACAAAAAGAGCUGAGAUUUAACAUCUUUCAGGACGAAGACUCAAACAGUAACUAUGAUCUGGAUUACGCUGAACCUGGGGUCUCUGAACUGGCCCCCAGCAUGCUUGAGAUCACCAUUCAGAGUGCUAAGGCUUACUUACAGAAGACUAGUAGCAAGUCUGGCUUAAAUUUGUAUGAUCAUCUUUCUGAUAUGCUUGCCAAGGUCUUAGAUGAGCGUCCGGAAAAUGCUGUGGAUAUCAUUGAAAGUAUCAGCCAAGAUGUGAAGAUGGGACAUUUUAGGAAAAAAUUAGAUACACUCCAAAAUGAGAAUGAGAUGCUUCCAACAUAUGAGAUAGCAGAGAAGCAAAGGGCUCUUUUUCUCCAGGGAAAUUUGGAAGGAGCUGACCAAGAACUAGAAGAUGAAAUAGCAGAAAACGCUCUCCCAAAUGUAAUGGAGUCAGCUUUUUAUUUUGAACAAGCUGGAGUUGGUUUGGGCACAGAUGAGACUUAUCGCAUAUUUCUUGCCCUCAAGCAGCUUACUGACACCCACCCCAUCCAAAGAUGUCGUUUCUGGGGCAAGAUCUUGGGUCUGGAAAUGAACUAUAUUGUAGCUGAAGUAGAAUUCCGUGAGGGAGAGGAUGAAGAGGAUGUGGAAGAGGAAGAUGUAACUGAAGAGAGGGACGAUGCAGAUAGCGAAGCUGAUGAAGAUGACGAAGACCAAUUACCAAGGACCUUUUACAAGACCCCACAGGCUAUACCAAAAGAAGAAAACAGGACGGGUGCCAACAAAUAUGUGUAUUUUGUUUGCAACGAACCAGGAAGACCAUGGGUGAAGUUACCCUCGGUUAUGCCUGCACAAAUUGUUACUGCAAGAAAAAUAAAGAAAUUUUUCACUGGGCGUUUAGAUGCUCCCAUCAUAAGCUACCCACCUUUCCCGGGAAAUGAGAGCAAUUACUUACGAGCACAAAUUGCCAGAAUUUCAGCAGGGACCCACGUCAGUCCUCUGGGAUUCUAUCAGUUUGGUGAAGAGGAAGGAGAGGAGGAGGAAGAGGUAGAAGGCAGACGAGACAGCUUUGAAGAAAAUCCUGAUUUUGAAGGCAUCCAAGUGAUCGAUCUCGUGGAAUCCCUAUCCAAUUGGGUUCAUCACGUGCAACACAUUCUGUCCCAGGGCCGCUGUAAUUGGUUUAACCCCAUACAAAAAAGUGAGGAGGAAGAAGAAGAGGAAGAUGAAGAAAAAGAAGAAGAGAAAGGAGAAGAGCCUGACUAUACAGAACAGGAAGUGGGGCCACCUCUUUUGACACCAAUCUCUGAAGAUUUAGAAAUCCAGAAUAUACCACCUUGGACAACACGGCUAUCCUCAAAUCUCAUUCCUCAAUAUGCUGUUGCAGUCCUUAGAUCCAACCUUUGGCCUGGGGCAUAUGCCUUUUCCAAUGGCAAAAAGUUUGAAAAUUUCUACAUAGGCUGGGGUCACAAAUAUAGUCCAGACAACUAUACACCCCCAGCUCUACCACCAGUGUAUCAAGAAUACCCCAGUGGAGCAGAACUUACAGAAAUGGAUGAUCCUACUGUGGAAGAAGAGCAGGCUUUCAGAGCUGCACAAGAAGCAGCUGUUCUUUCAGCUGAGGAAAAUGAAGAAACUGAGGAAGACGAAGAGGAGGAUGAUUAUGACCAAGAAUAAAAUUAGCCCAGAGAGAGAGCGAGCACAGAGAGGGGCAGAGAGAGACAAUCUUAAGCAGGUUCCACACUCAGCACAGAGUGCAGGGCUCAAUCCCACAACCCUGGGAUUAUGAGCUGAGCCGAAAUCAAGAGUCAGACUUUCAACCCAUCCAGGUGCCCCGGAACCUGUUUUACAUACAUAACUGUAGCAUAUAAUUACAUAAAUAUUGGCAACUAUUAUGGUGCAAAAUGUCAUUCCUUGAAAAUGUCAAGUUUGGAAUUUCAUACGUGCAGCUAUUAAUAUGUACUUGUAGAAGGAAGCUCAAUAGAUUUUCCAGAGGCUAGAUGACAUGUUCUUACAUCACUGUUCUGAUGACUACGGUUAAUAGAAGCAUGUGUAUUCUUUAAAAAAAAAAAAAAAAAAAAAGUUUUAAUUUCUAAUAAGGCAAACCUGGGAAGACGUAAUCCACAAUAUCUUCUUGGUGGUCUUUAAUAUAUUUUGUGUCAAUGGGAACUGUGACCAAAAAUAUUGAUAAUCACUGAAUUAAAGCAGGUACUUUUAACCAGUCUGAUACUAUAUGCAAAUAUUGCAUAUGUAUGUAUGUGUGUGUGGGGGUUGGUUUUGUUUUGCUGGGGAGAGGAUUUAUAAUUCUAUCACCUGCCCAAAGACUGGGAACGCUCAAAAUGUUAAUACUUUUUGUUACUUCUUUAAAAAAUGCUCUCAGUCUGACUCCUUUAUCCUAAAAAAAAUUGGUUUUAUAUGAUCUGCACAGAGAUGGCUAGCUGGGAUAUCCAAAGACUUAAGAUUACUGUUUUUGUAGCACUGCAUCUCUAAAACUAGUUAUUAUUUCCAUUCCUAAAAAUGUAUUUUUAAGUCCUCUUUGUGCUGGACACUCUGAGAUUACUUUUAAAAACUAGACAUUGCUCCUGAAAUCUUAGAGCUUUCAUUCAUCAAGGAAGGAAGUAUAAAAAGACAAAUAGAAAAUUAGAAUAGGUUGCAACUUAGCAGCUACUGUGCAAUAAAUAUCACAGGAUACUACAGAACAGUGCUUCUUAAAUCCUGUGACGUACCAAUUUAAAAAUUAAAAUUCGACUCCAAUGUCAUUAUUUUGGAAAAUAAAAUAUCACAAUUCUAAUUUCUAUAAUUAUCUUGUCAGAGUGCCAGUUCACAAAACACUGAUCUAUGCUUAAAAAAAAAAAAAAACACUGCUAUCAAACACUUACAGGGUGCAUUUAACCUGGAUUUCAGCCAUGAAGAAAGCACUCCCAAGAGGUGGACAACUAAGGGGAGAAGGGUCGUAGGUAGCAUAAGCUAUUUUUUUGGCAAAGGACUCUAGGCUGGAAGGAGUGGAACUUUGAGAGUGGUGAAAGAUGAGUCUGGAGGUAAGCAGGGUCCAGAUUGUUGGAAUCCAGGAGCAAUGAAGAGGACUCAGGUAGGAAGUGAUAAAAUCGCAUCUAUACUUUAAAACAUUUGGCUUAUAUGUGGAAGACUAAUACAGAAUCAAGACUGGGAGACUAGUUAGGGGGUUAUCACAUUAUCUAGAUAAGAGGAAAUGGUGGCAUGAAACAGGAUAAAGUAGAAGCCUGGUUACCAGUCUGAAGGACAGAAUAUUAGAACGGAUGAUUUCCAGAAUUUUCCAAUUGGCAAUAUUAUUCAUUCUUAGGAACGCAGCUUUUACUAUUUGAUGGAGUAGAUGAUAUUUAUAAAACUUCAAGUAUGUUCUUUUUAUUCAUGGUGUUGCCUUUGGUUGUUGUUGUAUAAUAUCCAUUUUCUUAUCUACCGUCCCAUGGCAUAGUCUCCUGCCAAUCAGAUGUGCCCUCUCUAGAAUCUGAAUUUUGUACAGAGACAUUCUACCUUGGCUCCUAGACGGAUUAUUCUGCUGUAAAUCUAGCCUCUAGAACUGCCUUUGUUCCAGCACAGUUUCUUAGUUACCUGUGUCUUCUCUGAGCUCUUGACAAUCUUUCAGUGAAUUCCCUUCUGCUCAAAUUGGCUCUAGUAGGAUGCCUGCUUGCAACCUUACUUGAUACAUCCAACAUGAAUCUGAAAGUUUCUUUCCUACAGGACACAUUAAACACGAAAUUCCAAUUCACAGUUGUAUGGGUAAGGUAUAAAAAUUUAACAAAAGCAAAUCCCUCUGUUAAAUAUUAAGGUUAUUUCUAAGUAAUGAGCAGGGAAUUUCAUUAUAUAUGUUUUACAAGAGAAGAGAGCAGAAUGCUAUAAUGGAAACAGCUUCAGCUUGGAAAUGAGAAAGCCUGGGUUCACACCCUGGAUUACAAUCAUUUUCUUGGGCAAAUUACUAACCUUACAGACAUUCAGCUUCCUCACAGGACUAACGGAAUUUGUCUCACAGAACUAUUUUGAAGAUUAAACUAAUUAAUACAUGGAACAUACUAAGAAUACCUAACACCACUAAGGACCUAAUAAAUAUUACAUAUGACUAUCAUACAAAACCAGUUUCUAAAAUACGGAUAAGAGAGGAAACACAGAAUUCAUAAUGCAAAUGAAAUAGUUUAUUGAAAUAAUUACUGAACAAUGAGGUACUCAAGGUAUGAUUUAGACAUUUUAUAAAUUAAAUUACAAGUUGAGUAUUUAGAGAAUUCAGACUCACAAGUUGUAUUAGGGAGUUUAGUAUCUCGAUUUGGAAAAUAAAGUAAAAUUCCAUAGUCACUGACAUGCUUAAUUCUUCAAGGAAUCUUCUCAGCUGUAAAGACUUGAGAUGCUUGUCUCCUGGCCUUGAAAAGGAAUUUUAAAAAACUGUUAAUUUUAAGCAAGAAGUCCAUUAUUUAGAAUACAUAUUAUUUAUCGAACAUAAAAAAUAAAAUCUGGAAAUUUUUUCAAGAUAAUGAAAAUUCCUUAAGAAAACUUACAACUUCAAACUUAGGUGAUUAGGGAUAAACAUUUUUAAAGCCAGGCAAAAAAAGAAAUUAAACAAAAAUACCAGAUGAAGACAAAACAGAAAGUAAAAAUAAAAUGUCACUAUUUUAAGGAAUAAGGAGUCAAAAGUAAAAAUGCAGGGCCCCUGGGUGGCUCAGUCGGUUAAAUGUUCAACUUCAGCUCAGGUCAUGAUCUCAUGGUCUGUGAGUUUGAGCCCCGUGUUGGGCUCUGUGCUGACAGCUCAGAGCCUGGAGCCUGCUUCAGAUUCUGUGCCUCCCUCUCUCUGCCCCUCCCCGACUCACAUUCUGCCUCUCUCUCUUUGUCUCUCUCUCAAAAAUAAAUAAACAUAAAAAAAACUAUAUUUUUUAAGUAAAAAUGCUGGCUCACAGAAAGAGACAUGUAUAAACAGAUAAAGAAAUUAUCUCUAAACGUGUUCUAUCUUCAGAACUUGAGUUACAUCAAGGCUAAUUUACCAAGCUAAUUUAAAACAAAGUUAAAUCUAGAGUGCAAGGAUUACACAAUGGAAAACAAAGAAUGCAGUGAUGUAAUUUAACCACAAUGUAUCAAAAUAUGAAAAGAAUUGAGGAACAUGGCUAUUAAAUAGAUUUGUAUGCAUUACUGAACUGAAAUGCAUUAGAAGUUAUUUUCUAACAUAAAUGCUUUCACCUAAACAAGUACUUGAACAUGUACAACAGUUUGGAAUUAUUAGAUACUCAAAAUAUGGUAGGAAUGUAUUAAGGUAAUUAUAAGACAGCUGCCAGGAUAAAACAAAUUUUUGUGAAACUUGAUUCCUCUCCUUGAGUAAGAGCUGCAUGAUUAUUACAAUAUUGUAAUUAAUUAAACUCCAAAUAUGAAGAACAAAACAUAAAAUUCAGUUACAAACAUCUACAUUUUGGAAUAUUUUAAAAUACUAAAUUUGUUCUGAAAUUCCUACAAUUAAAAUCAUAGUUCUCACUUAGGGAAAAGACGUUUUAAAAUGAGCUAUAAAAAAAACAAAAACAAACAUGAAAUAAAAGUAAAGUCAUUAAUGUGCCCUUAUUUAAAGGUGCAGGUUUCUACCUGGUGAUAUCCAGAUCAAUCGGUAUAUCAGUAUUUGCUGUCUUCCUAGAGUGUAUAAAAGCACUGUUAAAAAUGACAGAAUAACUAACUGUAAAACACAGUGAUUUAAAAAAAAAAAAGGAAGAAACAAAAACAUAGGCUUGAAAGCAACAUGCAAAAACGUUUAUUGAUUUUUUUUUUUUCAAAAAUAGUAUCCUAUGUUUUCAACAAUGAAAGUGAAUUGUUCAUGCAUAAGCUUAAUUAGCAAACAUGAAAAUGAUAAGACUUUGUAUUCUCAAAGAAGAAGCAAUAUAGGGCAGGACUCUGGAUGUAAAUGGACUGAAUCGGAAUCCUGCCUCCUGUCACUUAGCAGCUGCGUGACUUUAGAAGUAUAACAACUUUUCUGAGCAUAAACAUCCUCAUUUGUAAAAUGGAAAUAAUAGUGCCUACUCUAUAGAGCAGUCAUACAGCUAUUAGUUAAUAUAUGUGUAAAGUGCUUAUGAUGGUGCCCAGCAUAAAAUAAGCAUUAUAAAGUGUUGCUUUUAUUAAAAUUACAAUUAUAUCAUAUUAUCAUUUCUUCUCUAUCUGGCACUAUUGCACAUAGUCAGCCAAGUUCUAAUUCUUUCGGUUAAAGACACAGCUACUCUCCAUGACUCACACACAAAAAAAAAAGGAAUAGAGGAGCAGUAGCAAAUGUACAUUUUUAGUAUUCUAAUAUUACUACUGUCUCAGUUUUCAAAACAAGAAAGUUAACAGCUAACUAAAGUGUUCAGCCAGGCUCCAUGAUAAUAUUUAACAUGAAACCUAUGCUUUCAAAAAAGUUAUCUAUGUAUUGAUUAUCAAGCAUUUUUGUAUUUUAUAAUGCUUAAAAUUAAGCAAAAUAAACUCUUAACUAUAGAGAACAAACAGAUGGUUACCAGAGGGGAAGUGGGUGGGAUACAUGAUGGGGAUUAAGAGUACACUCAUCUUGAUGGGCACUGAAUAAUGUAUAGAAUUGUUUUAUCACUAUAUUGUACACCUGAAACUAAUAUAACACUGUAUGUUUACUGGAAUUAAGACAAAUCCAGUAUGUUUACUGGAUUUAAGAAGUCAUAAAUAAAUAAAUAAAUAAAAUUUGUUAAUCUCUAACUUUAUGCAGCCAAAUUUAUGACAGGGUGAAAAAAAUGAAUGCAAUUUUGGCAUUUAAGUCACUGCAAAGAAACCUUUAAGAUAUCAUAAUUAAAUGGAAGAACCUCUUAAAACAAUCUUAGCCUUUAUAUCCCAAGUGGUGAGCCUGAAAAGAUUGCUCUAGUUCUCUCAUUUCAAGCAAUUUCAGUCCUUCCUCCCAUAAUCCUGUUACUCUUCAUAAAUGCUCUUCUCUAGUCAUCUCUUAUCUCCUCAGAGGGAAACAAAUCUAUGUGGAGUACUCUAAUAGGAACUUUUUUUUUUCUUUUAAGAUUCUGGGAACUGUGCAUUUUCUAGACUUGAUAUACCACAACAUAGCUUCAGUUUAUAUCAAGUGGGGGAGGGUUUUCAAUCUCUAGAAAUUCUUCUAUAAUGUACCAGUCAACACUUAACUUGUAAGGGAUAAAGAGGCAACUGUACUGAAGUUGAAUUCUAGAACUGUGUAUUAUCCAGUAAGUCCAAGUGCAUAAAACAGAGCCUUAAGAAUCACAAGAAUCACAUUUAAUGAACAAUAAUUAUAUUAAGACCAAUAUACAUUAGGUCUUCUUGGAAUAAGUUAGGUUUCCUUAGACCAUAUAUGUUGCCAAUUUCAUUACUAGUCUGACAUUAACAAUUACAUAUUAUACAGUUAAAUAUUUUUAUGAAGCUCUGAGUAAAGUAUUGGAAAGUCAUUAGGUAGGGUGCCUGGGUGGCUCAGUUGGUUAAGCAUCUGACUUCGGCUCAGGUCAUGAUCUCACAGUUCUUGAGUUUGAGUCCCACAUCAGGUGAGCACAAGCCCUGCUUCGGGUGAGGCCCAUUUCUCUCUCUCCCUCUCUGCCCCUCGUAGGAUUCUCUCUGUCUCUCUAUCUCUGUCUCUCUUUCUCUCUGUCCCUUGCUCACCUGUGCCCUCUCCCUCUCAAAAAAAAAAAAAAAAAAAGUAAAAAAAGUCAUUAGGUAGCAUUUGAAAUUUAAAGAUGCCCACUCCAGAAAUUAAAUGAUACAAAACCAAUAUAUCUUUGCCAACUUAGUAAUGCAGAAUGAGAUACAAAGGGAUAACACUGAUUUUAACUAAAAAAUUUAAACUCCUGAAAGUUCAACUUGUUGAGCAUCACAUAAUCAAAUAUUGAGAUACUUACAACUUUCUCCUCUGAAGAAAGAACACCCUCUACUGCCACUAUCUGGUAUUGCUUAUGUUUUAAAUUUCCUACAAAUUUCCGAAGUUGCUUGAGAUUGCUAGCCUCCAUGUCUUGCUUUAAUAGUUUCUGCAUUUCUCGAGAAGGACAUCCAGGAUCAAAUAUUAGUAAACAUAAAGUUCGGUUUUUUCUCUCUUCAAUUCCAACAACUGUUCGACUAUGACCUAUCAAAAAAUAAAAUAACAGCUAUAUAUAUGUGUGUGUGUGUGUCAUAACUAUUUCUAUAUGUAUAGACAUAAGUUACUACGUACACACACUAUAUUAUAUUCUCUCUGUAUGUAGUGUGUGCACACGUGUGUUUUGAAUAUAAAUACUGCCAGUCCCUCUGACUGUAGGUAUUUGAGCUCUCUCACUCUGAAGACACAAUAGUUUUAGUUCUAUUUCCUAACCUUCAGUUUUGUCUUGUUCAACUUUUGUUUUCUAAAGGCUUCAUUACAAAAAAUUCUGUCUACUGUGCCAUAUAUUUUAGUUUUUCUUUCCUAAUCCCUUGAUCCUUCUUAUUCAAAUGAUCUCAGAUGAAAGCAUUUGAAAACUACCUACCAUGGAACAAAACGUCUCAUGAUUCCAAAAGGUCAACAAAAAUAAAUUUAUAUACUAGAAUUUCAAUGGAGAGGGUUUGAUCUUUACAGCUUAUACUCCUAAAUGGUGAAGUCCUCAACAUUUACUUCUCCUAUUCCUAUUGAUUCAAAUCACCCAUUCAACAAAAUUUACCAACUAUCCAUGUGCUAGGCACUAUUCCAGGAAGUUAGCUUUACAGAAGCAAACAGAACAUUCCUGCCUUUGUGGAGUUUAUAUCCUAAAAUGAGGAAAUAUCCUAUAAACAAGUUAAAUAAGUAAGCAUAUAUUGUGUUAGAUACAAAAAAAUAAAGCAGGGAAGAAACACAAAAAAUACUAAUGGUGAGGGUUUGAGAAAACAAGAUAGAAUUUUAAAUACAAGGUGAUCAGGGAAGGACUCACUGAAGCGAUAGAGGUGAAGACCUAAAAGAAGUACGGGAUAAAUAAGAAAGGAAGAGUGAAACAGGUGGCCCAGAAUAUGCCAGGGAUAGCACCCUUCGUUACCCAGAAAGGUACUGUAAUGAUAAUGUGGCUCCGAAAAUCAGACUAAGGUCACAAUACUCUCCCCCUCCCCAUUGUCAUAAUCUUAACCUGUCCUAAAGCAAAAGCCAAUUAGUUGUCCUAUAAAGGUAUUAUCUUAUAAGUUACACUUACUAUCUAGUGUUAUACCAACCUUGAUGCUGAAGAUAGAUAGGUGGCUUAGAUGUACACACUACUUUUGGACUCCCUUCUCUCUCUGAAGAAUAAUAGUUCAAUAUCCAUUCAAAUAAACGAGGAUGUGUACCCAAAGGGCCAGUUGACUUAUGAAAAUCAACAAUGUGGCACCUAUAAAAAAUUGACAAAAUGGAUUAUUUGGAGAAUAUUUUUUAUUUUUUAUUAUUUUUUCCAAUAUAUGAAGUUUAUUGUCAAAUUGGUUUCCAUACAACACCCAGUGCUCAUCCCAAAAGGUGCCCUCCUCAAUACCCAUCACCCACCCUCCCCUCCCCCCUCCUCCCAUCAACCCUCACUUUGUUCUCAGUUUUUAAGAGUCUCUUAUGCUUUGGCUCUCUUCCACUCUAACCUCUUUUUUUUUUUUUUUUUCUUUCCCCUCCCCCAUGGGUUUCUGUUAAGUUUCUCAGGAUCCACAUAAGAGUGAAACCAUAUGGUAUCUGUCUUUCUCUGUAAUGGCUUAUUUCACUUAGCAUAACACUGGAGAAUAUUUUUUAAAACAUUUUCAUCAAUGGAGUUAUCAAAUACAAAAAAAAGUUUGAAUUUAGAACUAAUUUGAUCUCAUCAGUAUUUUCCUAAGAAGAAAAUGAAUAUAAAUUUUAUUGUCAUUUUAUGAAUAAUUAUUUAAAUAACUUCAUAAUAAGGUUGAUGACUGAUCUAAAAGUUACAAACCUUUUCUGACAUAGAAAUCUCCAUGAAUAGUAAAUAAGGACCAUAUUUGGUUUUUAAAAGUCCUCUUCAUAUAACCUGAGACACAACUUUCAUUCUAAAGUCUCUAAACCUGAUGAUCAAUUAGAAGCUGACUUCUAAUUUUAAUUCUGCAAUAGCCAUUUACAUGUGUCAAAAAGACCCUGAACAUUUUUUCUGUUGGCUCUCACAAAUUCCAAUAAUAGACAAGAAAAUAAUACCUGGAAAGAUCUCAGAAAAACCCUGCAUGUGCUCCCAUCUGUACACCCACCCGUCCCCUAUUUGGCACUAGACCACAGUGGUAUCCCUUCCACAAGAGAAAGUCAACCUUGAGUAAACAAAAUUAUUUUAACUAGAAGCACUGUUGACAUUUCUCAUCAAUUAUUUUCAAAAGGUCAGGUAUAACCAAAAGCAAUUACAAGCUUUACUGUCAUUUUAAAGUAUCGCACGGAUACCCUGUCCUUGUCUUUCCUAACAAUAAAAUCUCCAAAUACACCAAAACUAUAAUGGUUGCUAUCUUUAGCCUUAGCAAGUUUUGUGUUGGUAACUUUCAACUGAUUACUACUGAGUUUCAAAUGCUGAAAUGAAUUUCUGGAUAAACUGUUAAAAAGUAGGUACAGGGUUUUUGGGUUAGAAAAUUGACAUGUUUAGAUUUAGAAUUUGAAUAGUGCCCUAUAGAAUAUAAUUCAUAAACAGGAAAAGGAAGACAUUUAAACAAGUAGUAAACAAAUGCAGAGAAGGGCAUAGAAAAGGCUUUACUCAAAGAUUAAACUAUUUCAGUCACCCCGAAAAAAGCUGGAUAUAUCAGGUAUUUUAGACAGAAAUUUUCCUUUCCUUAAACCUGAUUUAAAACUCAGUACAUGACAUAUACAUAACCUGAAAGUGUGAAAAGACUGGCAAGAAGAAAAAAAGAAAAAUAAAUAAAUUUAGAGGGCAUUAAAAUCGUCCUUUUGAUUUAAAAAAUUCAAGAAAGUCAUUAUACGAAGUUUUCCUCCUUAAAAGUUAAGAAAUAUUUUUUACUGCUGAAUCUAAUCAAUUAAUAUGAUAGAAAUGAUGUAAAGCAAACAUAAAGGAAAACACAGAGCCAUGAAGCUUAAUGGCAAACAUUCCAUUAAAGAUGAUCACAAGCAUCUAUCUCUGUUCCCUCUUGAAAGCCCAACAACAUAAUACUGAAAGAGUAAAUGAUCCAAACACCCAAAGACAAAGAAAAUGGAGACAGACAAAACUGCCCUGCAUUUUUGGAAAAUGAAAAGGAGAAAACAUAAAAGUGAAUGCAAAGAAAUAGACAACUGUCUUAAAAUUCCAGAGAGGCUAGAAGCUUAGAGGCACUAAGUAUUAGAAAGAGUAGUAAUACAGCUAUGUGAAAUGAAUUGAAAGUUUGCAUAAAGAAGGCAAAUCUCUCCUUAAACACCCCCUCCAUCAAUGCAGGAGCUCAAGGCAGAAGAGUGAGAACUCUUCUCUGAAUGGCCUCUGAGAAAACAUCUCUUCCUAUAUUGAAAUUUGAGAGUUCCCCAACCAAACAGCAAGCUUCUACCUAAUAGUCUGCUCAUCUGCUAGCUCCAUGCAAUCUUACAGGACCUUUUUAGUGCCUCAUUCCUCACCCUAGGAAUGGACAACUAAGGAUUUAUAAAAGUUAGAAGAAAGCCCUCAAAAUGCAAAAGACUAAAAUAGACAUGAAAACAAAUUAACACAGAAGAAAGUACAAAAUGCAAGGAAUAGAAAGAAACAAAAUGUUGGAAAAAAAUUUUUGCAACAUAAAAGACUAUGAUGCUAUGAAAUUACCCUUAAAAUUAAAAAACAUGAUUGCUAAGAUACAAAUUUGAAUAAAAUAGUUGGGAGAUAAAGUUGAGUAAAUCUAGAUAGUAAAACAAAAACAAAGAUGAAAAAUGAAACUUAACCAAUAAACUUAAUAUCGAGGUUCACUGGCCAACUAACAAAGUUCUAGAAAGAAGAAUAAAAAAAAUGGGAGAGAUCAUAAUUAUCAAACAACAGUUAACCUCUGAGCUCUUAGUAGAUGCCAGUCACAGUUCUAAGGACUUUAUGACCUCAUUUAAUAUUACUACAACUCUAUGAGGCAGUUAUUUUUACAUGUUUUUUUUCAAUGGUGGCACAAGACUACAGACAAACUAAGUCAUACAGCUAAUAAGCAGGAAAACUAGAAUCAAUUGUAGGCAGUCAGACUCCAAAGUCCAAGCUCUAAACCACUACACUGAGAUCUUACAACUCAUAAUUCCAGAUUCAGAAGGAAAAACAAAUGCCCAGUACAAGGAAUUGAAGCCUCACAUGAAAUUAUGUGAAAUUUCAUAACAGCAGGGCUAAGAGAUGAUGCAAAAAAACUUUCAGAGAAAAUAAGCAGGUUACACAUAAAAGGAAUGAAAAUCAGAUGACAUCUUACCUUCUCAAUAGUAAUACUGACUGCUAGAAGUCACCAGGGUAAAAACUUAAUUUGAUCUGAAAAUGACUUUGAAUUUAGAAGACUAUAGCCACCCAAAUUAUCAUUUAAGUAAUUAGGCCUAGGCAUCUUUCCUUAAGAACCUAAUGAAAGAUGUGUUUAAGCAGAAGAGUAAUCCAAAAAAGAUAAAGACAUGGAAUCCAGAAAAAAAUCCAGACUCCACUUCAAGAAAACAAUGAAGAAAUGCUAGAUGAUUAUAGCUUUCAAGGGGAUCUAGGAGGCAAAUAAUCCAGACUAGAGCAAAGACAAUAGAGGACUUCAAGGAGGAGGUGUUCAGGAAUAGGAAAGCCUCAGAUUACGUUAAGUGGAGUGUUUAGAAAAGCUUGAGACCAUGAUGCAGUCAAUAGUAAAAGGGGAAAGAAAAGUCAAUCCUUAAUUCAAGUAAAUUUUUUAAAAGCUUUUCAGGAAAGGAAAUAAAGUCAGCAAUGAAUAAUAUUAAUACAGUCAUGAUGUAAACUCUGACUUUAACUUAAUAAAAAAAUGAAAUUUAACUAAAUUACAAGGAUUGAGGGUGAACAUAGGUAGGACAGGUAGGUCAGGGAAAUGCAGCAGACAUCUAAAACUGAUAAACCAAAAAAAGAAAAAAAAAGACCCUGAACGCAUAUUAUUUAGAAACAAUGGGAGUAACAGCUGCCUCUGAGAAACCGGACUUGAGAACAGAGAGGAACAUGAGAUAGGGACUGAACUGUUGGUUUUCAGUAUAAGUGUUUCAGUGCCACUUAAAUUUUAUUUUUUAGCGGUCUCUCUGAUAAAC